GUUGGGAUAAUGAGCAGAGAUAUCAAGCUGUUGUUUACCCUGAACACAUUCACCAUCCUGCUUCCACCCUCGUCCCUCUUCCAAAUUCCAGUCCUACUUCGAUUACGAAUCCAAUCUCUAGCUGUCUUGGCUUCCGUUGCAGAGAUCCCAAUGGACGAAAGCCAGAUCUACGAGAAAGUUCAAGAAGCCUACAGUGCUGCCGUCAAAUGUAACAACAGUGAGUAUGGACGUAAGGUCGCUGCGGCAUUUGGAUACAGCGAGCAAGAGCUGGCAGGCACCCCCGACAGGGCUAAUCUCGGUCUGAGCUGCGGGAACCCAUUGGCGCUUGCAAAACUAAGAGAAGUACAUACAUCCCUCACGCUCCCUCGGCGUGGUUUUUCUUUGGCCAAACUGCGUGAUGUACGCCUCGAUCCAUUAUUUAACAGUCGAGCAGGGAGAGAUCGUUGUCGAUCUCGGUAGUGGAGCUGGGUUUGACGUGUUUCUUGCGGCCCAAAAGGUCGGGCCCAGAGGCAAAGCUAUCGGAGUAGAUAUGAACAAGGACAUGCUUGAGCGAGCAGAACGGAACAAAGGAAGGGCCCAAUCCGACAAUGUUUCAUUCGUGGAGUCCCGAAUCACCACAGUGGCAUUGCCAGACGCCAUUGCCGAUUGCAUCAUAAGUAAUUGCGUGGUAAAUCUUGUCCCAGAAGGACAAAAACAGCUCGUGUUCAACGAAAUGUUCCGGCUGUUGAAGACUGGUGGGCGCGUGGCAAUCAGCGAUAUUCUGACAAGAAAGGAGCUUUCACAGGAGCUGAAACGCGACAUGGCUCUCUAUGUGGGAUGCAUCGCGGGUGCAAGCCAAGUGAAACAGUACGAGCAGUAUCUUCAGACAGUAGGGUUUCACGAAAUUCUCAUCGUCGACGCCCAUCAUGAUUUAAAUGUGUACAAAAUGAAAGGGGCAGAAACUUCAAGCCACUGCUGUGGUACAGACGCGAAGAACCCCUGCUGUGAGAAGUCGUCUUCUUGCUGUGAUAACAAGACCCUCGAGCAAGGUGAUGCUUUCGAAAGCAGCCGUAAUAGCUUCGCUGACUUGGAUUUCAAUGAGUGGGCGGGCUCAUUCAAAAUUUAUGCGGUCAAAGCCUGAGUGAGUCCCUCUCAAUUGAAGCACAACAGAAUGUGCCCGUUUCGAAAUUUGUCGGAUUACCACGGACAGAGCAGGACAAGUUUCUGAACUUCCAAAGGCCGCAUGUUUUAAGCGUCGGAAACGUCAGAAACCAUUAAUAAGACCUUCUGCAUUGCCAUUUUUUGACUCUUACCUCGCGUUUUGAUCGCUUAACUGGAUCUAUCCUUAAAUGUCUCGACGGCUCGAAAUCCUAUGUAGACUGACAUUUGUGGUAAUUGCACAGCUUGGGU
Messenger RNA from Exophiala oligosperma, 1389 nucleotides. RefSeq lists its product as hypothetical. Gene Ontology annotation, molecular function: methyltransferase activity. The coding region runs from base 398 to 1120 and encodes 240 amino acids. The transcript has 4 exons. NCBI's taxonomy places the organism in Eukaryota, Fungi, Ascomycota, Eurotiomycetes, Chaetothyriales, Herpotrichiellaceae. The record is from RefSeq and is a predicted model, not a curated record.